GGGCCAUGGCGGACCCGGCGGCGGUGGAGGAGCUUGCGAAGCUCGAGUACCUGUCGCUGGUCUCCAAGGUGUGCACCGAGCUAGACAAUCACCUGGGCAUCAACGACAAGGACCUCGCUGAAUUUGUGAUAAAUCUCGCUGAGAAAAAUGCUACAUUUGACACCUUCAAAGCGGUUCUUCAAAAGAAUGGUGCUGAGUUCACUGAUUCCCUUAUUAGUAACCUGCUGCGUCUUAUCCAGACCAUGCGGCCGCCCCCAAAGCCAUCUGCAAGCAGAGCAGAGACUGUUGUCAAGCCCAAGUCAGAGAAGGAAAAGCUGAAGGAGUUGUUUCCAGCCCUUUGCAGGCCAGACAAUCCCAACAUCAGGCACAUGCUGGAUGAAGAUGAUGUGAAAGUGGCAGCUGAUGCACUUAAGGAGCUGGAAGCUCUGAUGCCGAGUGCAGACAGGCAAGGCAAGCAGAGGAGCAGCGACCACCGGGCAAAGAAAAAGAAGAGGAGCCGAAGCCGUAGCAGGGACAGAAAACGAAGGCACAGAUCUCGCUCCAGGUCUCGUUCUAGAACUUGGGAUAAGAACAGGAGCAAAUCUAGAUACCGGUCCCGGAGCAGGAGUCGGAGUCGCAGCAGGGACCGUAAGGAUCGAGAGAAGCACCUUGAGAAGAGCAGCGAGAGAUGGAGAGACAAGCACAUAGACCGUCCGCCGCCCGAGGAGCCUUCCAUCGGAGACAUCUACAACGGCAAAGUCACAAGCAUCAUGCAGUUCGGGUGCUUUGUGCAGCUGGAGGGGCUGAGGAAGCGUUGGGAGGGCCUGGUACACAUCUCGGAACUUCGGAGAGAGGGACGGGUUGCCAAUGUUGCUGAUGUUGUGAGCAAAGGACAAAGAGUCAAAGUCAAAGUGUUAUCCUUUACUGGAUCCAAAACCAGCCUCAGCAUGAAGGACGUUGAUCAAGACACUGGGGAAGACUUGAACCCAAACCGGAGGAGAAACCUGGUUGGAGAAACCAAUGAAGAGACCUCCAUGAGAAACCCAGACAGACCCAGUCACCUGUCCCUGGUGAAUGCCCCAGAGGUGGAGGACGACAGCCUGGAACGGAAGCGCCUGACCCGAAUUUCAGACCCAGAGAAAUGGGAGAUUAAACAGAUGAUUGCAGCUAAUGUGCUUUCCAAGGAAGAAUUUCCUGACUUUGAUGAGGAGACUGGGAUCCUUCCUAAAGUUGAUGAUGAGGAAGAUGAGGACCUUGAGAUUGAGUUAGUUGAAGAAGAGCCACCAUUCCUUCGAGGUCACACUAAACAGAGCAUGGAUAUGAGCCCUAUCAAAAUAGUAAAGAAUCCAGAUGGUUCCUUGUCCCAGGCUGCAAUGAUGCAGAGUGCUUUAGCUAAAGAAAGAAGAGAACUUAAGCAAGCCCAGAGAGAAGCGGAGAUGGACUCUAUCCCCAUGGGACUCAACACACACUGGGUGGAUCCUCUCCCUGAUGUGGAUGGAAGACAAAUAGCUGCUAACAUGCGAGGAAUUGGGAUGAUGCCCAAUGAUAUCCCGGAGUGGAAGAAGCAUGCAUUUGGUGGCAACAAAGCUUCUUAUGGGAAGAAGACCCAGCUUUCCAUCAUUGAGCAGAGAGAGAGUCUGCCUAUCUUCAGACUGAAGGAGCAGCUGAUACAGGCUGUGCAUGACAAUCAGAUUCUGAUUGUUAUUGGAGAGACAGGAUCUGGGAAGACAACACAGAUUACCCAGUACCUGGCUGAGGCAGGGUACACGUCAAGAGGCAAGAUUGGAUGUACUCAGCCCCGCAGAGUGGCUGCCAUGUCUGUUGCAAAGAGGGUGUCAGAAGAAUUUGGUUGCUGCUUGGGACAAGAGGUUGGCUACACCAUUCGAUUUGAGGACUGCACCAGCCCUGAGACUGUCAUCAAAUACAUGACAGAUGGGAUGUUGUUGAGGGAGUGUCUCAUAGAUCCUGAUCUGACCCAGUAUGCCAUUAUCAUGUUGGAUGAAGCCCACGAGAGGACCAUACAUACAGAUGUGCUCUUUGGACUUCUGAAGAAGACGGUGCAGAAGCGGCAGGACAUGAAGCUGAUCGUGACAUCGGCGACCCUGGAUGCUGUGAAGUUCUCUCAGUACUUCUAUGAAGCACCAAUCUUCACAAUUCCUGGCAGGACAUACCCAGUAGAAAUUCUAUACACAAAAGAGCCAGAAACAGAUUAUUUAGAUGCCAGUCUGAUUACAGUAAUGCAAAUCCACUUAACAGAGCCACCAGGUGACAUUUUAGUGUUUCUAACUGGCCAGGAAGAGAUUGACACUGCCUGUGAAAUCCUCUAUGAGAGGAUGAAAUCUCUAGGACCUGAUGUUCCAGAGUUAAUUAUCCUACCAGUAUAUUCAGCUUUACCCAGUGAAAUGCAGACCAGGAUCUUUGACCCAGCCCCUCCAGGGAGCAGAAAGGUUGUCAUCGCCACAAACAUUGCUGAGACCUCUCUGACUAUUGAUGGGAUCUAUUAUGUGGUGGAUCCUGGCUUUGUGAAGCAGAAAGUCUAUAACUCCAAGACUGGGAUUGACCAGCUGGUUGUUACCCCCAUUUCACAGGCUCAAGCCAAGCAGCGAGCAGGAAGGGCUGGGAGGACGGGGCCAGGAAAAUGCUACAGGCUGUAUACAGAGCGCGCUUACCGGGAUGAAAUGCUGACCACCAACGUGCCUGAAAUCCAGAGGACAAAUCUGGCCAGCACAGUGCUUUCCCUGAAGGCCAUGGGCAUCAAUGAUUUGCUCUCCUUUGACUUUAUGGAUGCUCCCCCAAUGGAAACUCUUAUAACCGCCAUGGAGCAGCUGUACACCCUGGGGGCUCUGGAUGAUGAGGGACUGCUCACUCGACUUGGGCGCAGGAUGGCAGAAUUCCCCUUGGAGCCAAUGUUGUGUAAGAUGCUGAUCAUGUCUGUACACCUGGGAUGCAGUGAGGAAAUGCUGACCAUAGUCUCCAUGCUGUCUGUGCAGAAUGUGUUCUACAGGCCAAAGGAUAAACAAGCACUUGCUGAUCAAAAGAAAGCCAAGUUCCAUCAGACAGAAGGUGACCACCUCACUCUCCUGGCUGUUUACAACUCCUGGAAGAACAACAAGUUUUCAAACCCCUGGUGCUAUGAAAACUUCAUCCAAGCCCGAUCCUUGCGCAGGGCUCAGGACAUCCGCAAGCAGAUGUUGGGCAUCAUGGACAGGCACAAACUGGAUGUGGUGUCCUGUGGGAAGGCAACAGUUCGAGUCCAGAAAGCCAUCUGCAGUGGCUUCUUCCGAAAUGCAGCCAAGAAGGAUCCCCAGGAGGGGUAUCGGACACUCAUUGAUCAGCAGGUGGUCUACAUCCACCCAUCCAGUGCUCUCUUCAACAGGCAGCCAGAGUGGGUGGUGUAUCAUGAGCUGGUGCUGACCACCAAGGAGUACAUGCGUGAAGUGACCACUAUAGAUCCUCGCUGGCUGGUGGAGUUUGCUCCAGCUUUCUUCAAGGUUUCUGACCCAACCAAGCUGAGCAAACAGAAGAAGCAGCAGCGGCUGGAGCCUCUGUACAAUCGCUACGAGGAGCCCAACGCCUGGAGGAUCUCGCGGGCCUUCAGGCGGCGCUGAGCCUGCUCCUUACCCACUUUGUGUCUGGGGGGCUCUGAUUGCUGCACUGGUGAAAAUGCUUCCUGAAAGGAGACUCUGCCGAUUCUGGUCUAGCCAAGGCACAACAAGCGUUCUGGGAGCAAAGACACAAGGGGGCGAUGCCUGCUCGUGUCUGUGCCUCUUAGGUUCCACAGCUGCCUGGCCACUGUCCUGGGUCUCCUCAGUGUAUUGCAUCAUUUCAGCGAUGGUUCUUGAAGUGCUUCUUUAGUCAUUCCACUCUUAAGAGGCAAAACCAAAGACUCAUAAAUCUGGCCACUGAGCAACAACAAAAAGAUAAAGAAUAAAGAUUGUCAACUGAAUCACGUUCUGAUCUGCCAGACAAAUAGGGGCUGGAAUAGUUUGUUUCUUUACUCUGCCAGAAGGGGUCUAUUUCUAUUUAUACUCUUGGUCAGUGGCUGGUAUUUGGGAGCUGCCAGUUCUCCAUUUUUGCUGUUUUAUGCAUUUUCCUGCUGAGUGUAGCUACUUCAGCUUUUCUGAGAGUCAUCUGUGGUGAGAUGUUUAGUAUCUGUGGCUUUGAGUAAGGCAGAAGAGAUCCCUUGAAAUGCAGGUGAAAUGUUAGUUCUGCUUGGACAGUGGCCCAGGUCAGACUGCAGUCUGUAUCCUUCCUCACCAUCUCCUGCGUGCUGAAGGCUCCUAUGUCAAAUGGUAAUUAACCACAUCCAGGCUGUCUCUGGACUAAAGUGGUUGCAGAUGUUUAGACUUUCUAUACACUGUGGUGUGUUUUAUUUCCACUUAGGAUGUUUGGUGACAUCACAGCUAGUGAUGGCAUUUUUUUUCAGUAGAAUAUGCUCCUACAGCUGAAAUACUGUAAAGCUUUGUCUAACAGUUCCCCUUUUGCAGAGAAACUGACCAGUCUCUGCUCUGUCGUGCUGCACAUACUUGUAAAUGAUUUAUUUUCUGCUGCAAACACAUGAAACUUAUUUGACUCCAUAACUCCAGAUAUUUUAAUUCCCCCUCCCCUGCCCAAAGCUGAGGCAUUUGCUGGAACUGUUGGGAUGAGGAGAAUGGAGUUGGCUGGUUGGUUUGUGAAGGAGCUAUAUUGGAAAUGUGGCUGUGUACAGAGGUUGGCAGAGCUGUUGUAGAUACUGGUUUAUUAUGUUCUAUAAAUGCCCUGAGCUGUUCUGUGGCUUCACAUCUUUAGAGUGAAAUAGAAUAGAAAGUUUUUAAGUUUGGAGCUGUGUUUUUGUUAUGGCAUUAGGCAGAGAAGGUUGUCUUGUUGGAUACUUUUCCAAGCAUAUUUUCCUUCCACAAACUCUGCAGCUGUAUCUGUUACUAUUUUCUAUGAAAAUUUGCACUUGACUUUGGAAAGUCAGAUGUGAGAGAUGUGCACAGUGAAGGUCCCAGCUGUACAGCACUGGUCUGAGAUAUUUCUGCUUCAGAUUUGGUUUUACACCUCCAAUGUAGCCUCUUUCUGACUUGUGGUAGGGGAAAAUGCAUCAACAGAGAGUAUUUUAAGUGA
This is a messenger RNA of Pogoniulus pusillus (Red-fronted tinkerbird), 5085 nucleotides long. It is a transcript of the gene DHX8, whose product is annotated as DEAH-box helicase 8. NCBI's taxonomy places the organism in Eukaryota, Metazoa, Chordata, Aves, Piciformes, Lybiidae. The coding region runs from base 6 to 3587 and encodes 1193 amino acids. The transcript has 23 exons. Gene Ontology annotation, biological process: mRNA splicing, via spliceosome; spliceosomal complex disassembly. Gene Ontology annotation, molecular function: RNA binding; ATP binding; RNA helicase activity. The record is from RefSeq and is a predicted model, not a curated record. Gene Ontology annotation, cellular component: intracellular anatomical structure; catalytic step 2 spliceosome.